GUGGACGCGCGCAACAAAAGUCGAGAUGGUCGGGGAUGGUUGACCGGAUUGCGAGGAUGACGAUCCCAUUCUUCGGCCCUCUGCGGCCGGACGGGCUAAAGUACUACGCAUGCCCGUAUAUCGUCAGCCAUCCGAGAAGUUUCAGGAACACGCCUGGAAAGCGCACGGCUGGCAUAACCCGCAGAGGAGCAGCAGGCCGUCGCCCGGUCCCGGUCCUGGUCCCGGUCCGCCACCACCGGACUUCGAGGAGCUCCCGUGGACCGAGGGCGUGCAUUGUCAGCGCUCUUCCCCUCACGGGCCGCCAGCGGCUGGUUCGAGGUCCGCCGGGCGGACCGAGCCGUCCGCGGCCUUCUGCGUGGUAGGGGCAUGUCCCAUAAUAGGUAGUGGUUGUCCCAUUAACCAUAAGGACAAUCGUCAUA
Molecule: messenger RNA, 419 nt
Organism: Parathielavia appendiculata
Lineage: Eukaryota; Fungi; Ascomycota; Sordariomycetes; Sordariales; Chaetomiaceae
Exons: 1
Coding region: 36-362 (108 amino acids)
Source: RefSeq, a predicted model, not a curated record